CGCCUCUGUGUGCAUCUCUCUUUCUCUCUCCCCCCCCCUCUCUCUCCUUCCUCCAUUCUCCAUCACUCCAUUCAGCAGAGUGCAGGACAGGUUGGGAUGCUGAAACGACAGCGGAGGAGGGAAUGGACGAUGGGUGACACCUGAGCACUAUCAAACGACACGAUGAAUCCGGCCACAGGGGGCGCCGGAGAGUGCCCGCGGCAGACAGACAAUAGUAGCAUGAAGCAGCAGCAGCAGAGAGCAUCCUCCCCGGCCAGAGGCAAAGACGUUACACCCAAAACGCCCUCCAAAGGCAAAGCCGUCUCAUCGAAGCCCGGCGGCAGAAACAGCCGCAGCAGCUCUCCGGCCAACACCGGCAAAGACAAGCAGUCCGGCAAAAGCUCUGCGUCUGAAAGUCCCACUCUGAGAAGAGCAGAAAAGGCCAAGAAGAUCGAGGAGCGCACCAGCUCCGCUGAAGACUCGGGCGGCACCGACGACUCCCCGUUAAAGGGCGACACUAACCGCGUAGUGUCCGAUCAGCCGAGCUCUUCCAAGUCCUCACAGGGUAAAGGUAAGAGUCAGAGAGCAGAGGGGGCGGUAGGCGGCAGCAAGCAGGCAGCUAAGCACCCUGUAGGAUGUGGACCUGGCUUCUGGAGGGAGGGAUGCCUGCAGACUGAGUUGAUCCAGUUUCACAUGAACAAGAGCUUGAAGAAAGAAGGAGGAGCGCAGACCAAGACGGCAAACUCUCCACCCAAGGAGACGAUGGAGCUGUCGCCUGAGGCGGCGGACAGGCCUCCUCAGGCAGUGUCUGAGAUGGACGAAGAAUUACAGGCCGAAAUUGAGAGGCUGAACGACGAAAACGAUGACCUAAAGCAUGAAAUUGAGGAGAUGCGGGCAGAGAUGGAUGAGAUGAGAGACACUUUCUACGAGGAGGAUGCCUGCCAGCUGCAGGACCUGCGCCGUGAGCUGGAGAGAGCCAACAAGAACUGCAGGAUCCUCCAGUAUCGCCUGCGAAAGGCAGAGCGGAAGCGUCUACGAUACGCCGAAACAGGCGAGAUUGAUGGAGAGUUGCUACGGAGUCUGGAGCAAGAUUUAAAGGUGGCAAAGGAUGUAUCUGUGAGAUUGCAUAACGAGCUGGAAAAUGUGGAGGAGAAAAGGACAAAAACAGAGGAUGAGAAUGAAAGACUGAGACAGCAGCUGAUUGAGGUGGAGGUGACGAAGCAGGCUUUACAGAACGAGCUGGAGAGGGCUAAAGAGGCAUCUCUGAAACGAAGGGGAGGCAAAGAUGCGCAGAAAUCAGAAAAGAAAACUCCACAGACUCCAACAGAGGAGGAAAAUGAAGAUCUGAAAUGCCAGUUGGCUCUUAUUAAAGAAGAAGCUGUACUGAUGAGGAAGAAGAUGGCUAAGAUAGACAAAGAGAAGGACCGGCUGGAACAGGAGCUCCAGAAGUAUCGCUCUUUCUAUGGCGACGUGGACAGCCCUCUCCCUAAGGGCGAGGCCGGGGGACCCCCUACCACACGUGAGUCUGAGCUGAAGCUGCGUCUGCGGCUGGUGGAGGAAGAGGCCAACAUCCUCGGCCGGAAGAUUGUGGAGCUGGAGGUGGAGAACCGAGGGCUGAAGGCAGAGCUGGACGACCUGCGUGGGGAGGAGCUGGCGGGGGGCGCGUCGGACCCUGUGUCACGGGAACAGGGCGAGGCACUGUCAGAGCUGCGGCAGCAGCUGCAGCUGGUGGAGGACGAGGCAGAGCUGCUGCGCCGCAACCUGGCAGACAUGGAGGAGCAGAAUAAGCGGGUGACAGGUGAGCUGAACAAGCUUAAGUACAAGGCUGGAUCACAUGAGGGUCCCCGUCACAGUGGAGGGGCAGCGGCGGACGCGGCCAAGGCCGAAGCCCUGCAGGAGGAGCUGAAGGCUGCCAGACUGCAGAUCAACGAGCUGAGUGGGAAAGUGAUGCAGCUGCAGUAUGAGAACCGCGUACUGCUUUCAAACAUGCAGCGCUAUGACCUGGCAUCACACCUGGGCAUCCGGCCCAGCCCUCGUCCCAGCCCUCGAGACAGUGAUGCAGAGAGUGAUGGUGGCCGCAGGGAGAGUGAUGACGACUCCGCACGCCUCCCACCUCACCGCAAGCGAGAAGGCCCAAUCGGCGGGGAGAGCGACUCGGAAGAAGUCCGCAACAUCCGAUGCCUCACACCCACUCGCUCCCUGUACUCCCCUGACAGCCGUUUUUUAUCUCGAAGCCUCAAGGACCGGCAGCAGAUGAUUGAUAUUCGCAUGGAGGCAGAGCGUUUAAGCAGGACCAUCGACAGACUGAUUGCUGAUACCAGCACCAUCAUUGCUGAAGCGCGGGUGUAUGUGACGAAUGGCGAGCUGUUUGGCCGGAUGGACGAGGAUGACGAAGGCAGCCGGAUACGUGAGCAUGAGCUUCUCUACCGUAUUAAUGCCCAGAUGAAAGCUUUCAGGAAAGAGCUUCAGAGCUUUAUCGACCGCUUGGAUGUUCCUAAACCAGAAGAUCGGGAAAGUGAAGAGCCUCUCUCUGUUAUACAAGGUACAGGAGGCUUUUCAUCAGUUUACGCAUGGACUACAGUUACUCAACCAAACACAUGCUUUCAACCAACAGUGAUGUCUACAAAUCAUCUUUACAAAAGCCUGUCAGGGAGCGCUGCUCCUCUGUCCACUCGCCGUCCGCUCUCAGCUCCUCUGGCUCUACAGAGCACCUCUCACACUGCUCCGAGCAGCAGUGCGAGGCUCUGGUGCCGCGGUGAGAGGAGUGUGGAGGAGAAAGCCUGGCUGCGAGGAGCGGCGGGCUGCGGUGACAUGGCCGGGGCAGAGAAACGGACUCGGGCUCCAGCAGCAGCAGCUCACGGUCCUGAUGAAGGACUGCAGCCGAGCACCAUGUGGGGCGCGUUCGGGAACGGCUCGCUGGGAGGAGGAGGAGGAGCGGGUUAUGUGAGCAAAGCGCAGGGCUGGGAGUUUGUGCCCUGCUCUAGGCCGGAGAGAGAAGGGGGCAGGAGACGGAGCCGCAGCCCAAGACCCGCUCCCGCGUCCGGAGCUCACUUCUUCGAGCCUUCACCCGGACCUGCGGCCAGCCCCGAAGGGCAGAGCCCGUGGCGCGAGCUGCAGAGCCAGCACGCGCGUCUGAAGAAGAAGCUCGAGGAGAUGAAGAGGCGCUACGGCCAGGAGAGGGACGAGUGGGCAAGGGAGAAGGAGGGUCUUUUAAGAGAAGUGGCUGAUAUACAAGGUGGAGAGAACCGAAGGAUACUGUUGGACCUGAAGACGGUUUUGGAAGAGGUGCAGCUGGAGGUGAAAAGGGAAGAAGGCAGACGGAGCGAGCUGCAGCUGCAGUACACGAAGGACCGCUGCGCCUGGGAGCUGGAGAGAGCAGACCUGAAAUGCAGGAUCGCGCAGUUGGAGGCCAAAGGACAUAGUACAGUGGUGGGAACGGUGAAGAAUUCCGAGACUGGAGACACGCUGAGGAGGGAGCGUGAGGAGCAGAAGAGGCUGCUGGCAGACACCCAUACUGCAGCAAUGGACCUGCGCUGCCGCCUGGAGCAUAGUGAGAGGAGCUGGAUGAGGGAGAAAUCCGAGCUGCUGGAACGAUUUGACUUGGAGAGGAAGGAGUGGGAGAGCCAGCUCAGGGACAUGCAAUGCAAAAUUGAGGAGCUGUAUAGUGAAGUGAAGGCCCAUCGGGAGAGAGGUGCUGUUGGACCAAAUGCUGACGUACAAAGGCGUGCUAUAAGGCUCAGUACACGUUCCCCCAGCACUGUGUCUAGUUCUCUAACUGACCCCUCAGAGGCCCAUGGCAGCAGCUACUCUGAGCCUCUCACCCAGCACAGCCAUAGCAGCACUGACUCCAGUCAUAACUGCAGUGAACCCAGUGACCAGCGCUGCAGUAUUCAGACUGAACCAUCAAAGCAGCGCAGUUCUGGGAAGUAUGAGCACGGGGAGCUCGGGGCCAUUAAUACUGCAGAGCUGGAGGACAUUCUGCAUGGGUGUCUCAGUAAAGGACUUGGGAAUGAGCCUAUGUCUAUAGGACAAGAGGAUCUCGUCAGCCCCUUCAGAAGGUUUCAGAGCAUGGACAUCAGCUGUGCAAGUGAUAAAAAAAAGAACACAAUGGCCCUCAAUGCUGCUCUUAAAGAAAUAGCAAGGGUAAGUGAGGAACUGUGCAGCUACCAGGAUCAGAUCAGAAAGAGGUCUGAUGUCAAGAGAAGCCGCACUGAGUCAGUGUUCUUUCCAGAAGAGAUUGGGGUGGCAGAGAAGGAUGAAUUGGAAACGGGAACCGCAGAUUUCAGCUUGAAUGAGUGGUGCAAAGCCCUUGACAACCCAAAAUGGAUCAACUGGGAGGACAUCAAAAAGGAAUCCAGCAGGACUGAGAGUGACACUAAGCUGCCUAUGAAGAGAAGACAAGCACCUCCCAUCCCUGUCCGGAGCACAUCUUGGUACCUGAACAGUCCCCCUGCCAAAGAAAUAGAGCCCAGUGCCCCAGAACCACUCAUAGACAGAAGGUGUCAAAGCCCUUGCAUUCACAGAAAGUGCAACAGCCCCUCCAUAGUCCGUAAAUUUGAGGCAAUGCUGCAAGAGAACGAGGGAAAGAUUCUGACAGACUCUGGGAUCGUGUCCUGCUCAGUGCCUCUUGAUUCCAAGUGCAAUAUCAGCUGCUGCCAGAGCCGAUGGUCCUGUGAUGGAAGCAGGUUUGGCAGCAGCAAGUCAUCCACAUAUGUGCCUGUCCAAAAAUGCCUCUCAGAUGUUAACAUAGCGGCUGCAGGGGCUGAGUGCGGUCAAAACCAAACGGAUGCAGAGAAUAAACAAAACCUAAGGGGAGAGCAUCAUCUCACAGACUCCUCACACAAGGGCACGGCUACAGACUCUGCGCAGACUCUGGACAUAACCAUGCCUUGCAUCAAUACCAAAGUGUCUCGAAGAAAUGAGACAUUAGAACGGAAAACGGCUGAAUUCAACCGUAUGCUCUUCCAGGCAGGCAUGGGUUUUCAGUACAAUGAGGACAGUCUUGGCUCCACAGAUGUGCACUGUACAUUUGGCAGUACUACUGCCGUUCCAUCUUCCUAUAUUGAGGACAAUCCAACUGAUGUGCAAUCUGAUCUUGUGGUACAGCAUCCAAAGGGCAAAUGUGGAGAGACUGCUCCUCAGACAUCACCACAGUUAAAGCACCAAACUAGAGACUCUAUUUCUGACCUUCCACCUCAGCAGCAGGAUGUUAAACUGAAGAAAGUAACUUCAGACCUAUCAGAGCAUCCAGUAGUGAAGCAUGAGGACUUUGUACGCCUGCCAGCGCACACAGAAGACAAGGAACUGAAGGCUUUGCGCCUGCAGAACAGGACAUCCACCACUCAGUGUGAUCCAGGUCUGAGAAUCAGUCAAACUGAUUUAGAUGCAAGUCCAUCACAGCUGAAACAUCAGACAGAUAAGCCGAGUAAAGGAAAGUCUGUUGGUUCAGAUCCCCAUCCUGCUGAAACAAAGUCUAAACAGCCUGAACGUCCAAAGCAGGACAUGUCCACCAGGUCAAGAGUUUUAGAUGAAAAUCCUUGGAAACCUAUGACUCUGGCUGCUUACCCUCGACCAGUAGAGUCCCGCUCCAAUUAUGGAGCAGUGGAGAGAAUUUUGAAGAGUUAUGAAAAUAUGGGAAGAUCCCAACAAGACACAUACUUACAGUCCAGUCCAGGGAAGGAGGAGGACCUCAUAGAGCUGUUGGAUAUGCUGGAAAUACAGCAUCAGUCUAGAUCCAGUCAAAGACUUGCACAUACACCUCACCACCAGGCUGUAACCCACAAAGAGGCACAUGUAACAGUGAAGCAAAGCAAAGAGUCCACAGUAAGUGCCAAGAAGAGCUUCUCGCGGCCAGCUUGUCCUGCAAAAAGACGUCCGCCCUCGCGCUGGGCUAACCGCUCUUCCUCCACCUCAUCUACAUCCUCUCCCUCACCCUCACCAACAGCACAACCCACAAUCGCCACCCCACGGCAAACAUUCACCUACUCCUCCUUUCAUACAGAGACAGUCAUCAUGUGAGAACGAGUGAGAAAAUAUGAUUCAUUUGUGUGGCACACGGGCUAACUGACAACAGUGCUUUCCAAGCUAAAUGUUGCCUCAUCUCUUCCUGAUUACCUUUGUACAUACCAACAAUGACUGUUAAUCUAACUCAGUUUGUUAAGUUGCAAUGUGGCAUACUGUUUUGUUUAAAUCACAAGUUUUCUGUAAUCAUCUUAUCAAGCAUAUCUGUGUAUAUUUCCUCCUUGAAUCAUGAAAUGCAGGAGCCGUUUUUCAUGAUUCAUGCCAAAGGCUGUGUUCACAAAUCUAUGAUCAGAUUUGUGUUCUUUGUACCUGAAAACUGCCGUGUUACUUCUCCUCAUGCUUUUUAGAUGUUUCCUAUAUGUGAGGCCAAGUUUUUUUUUUCAAACCUUACCCAAAUGCUGUAGUGCUGACAAUUUCACUGAAAUCAUUUGUUAUACUUUUCCUGACUCUUAUUUAAGAAAAUAGUUGACUUGUAUUAAUAAGACAAGCAUUUCAAACUCCCUCUAACUGGUUGUACUGAGGUGAGACAUAUCAUUGAAGAAAAGCCUUUACAACCGCUAUUUCCUAGUAAUAAUAUCUCAAAUGCAAUGGCUCUUUUAUCAGGUCGACACAAAUAAAAUGAGUACAACACCCCA
Messenger RNA from Colossoma macropomum (tambaqui), 6635 nucleotides. RefSeq lists its product as uncharacterized. The record is from RefSeq and is a predicted model, not a curated record. NCBI's taxonomy places the organism in Eukaryota, Metazoa, Chordata, Actinopteri, Characiformes, Serrasalmidae. Gene Ontology annotation, biological process: regulation of autophagy.